Molecule: messenger RNA, 1999 nt
Organism: Drosophila eugracilis
Lineage: Eukaryota; Metazoa; Arthropoda; Insecta; Diptera; Drosophilidae
Gene: Kebab
Product: kinetochore and Eb1-associated basic protein
Exons: 3
Coding region: 187-1539 (450 amino acids)
Source: RefSeq, a predicted model, not a curated record
AACGAUCGUUUCAGUGUUGCCACCUAAUUUGAUUAUCAAAUGUGGCCAUCUGUGUUGUUAUGAUUUAGCGUUGCCAUAUGUUGUUUUGCCAUUCACAUUUGCGCAUUUGCUGUCAUUGGCUUGUUUAAAUUUAAAAAUUGUAAAUUUUUGUGAAUAUUUACAAAAAAGUCAUAUUAACGCUUGGAAAUGGAUAAUAUUACCAGAUCUCCCGAUGUACGAAUUCCCGAAUGUGGCAUGCCCUUGCGCAUCAGAGAACUAAUGGAAAGAAUGGGAUCCCAUAAAGGAACUACAUACAAGAGCAUACCAUCCAUUAUUAUUACCCGUGCUGAUAUCAUCCCGGAGCGCUCAAAGCUUAUGCUACAGCGUCUGGAGGGAUCCUUAUAUCGAUCUCCCUCUGCCCCAAAAAAUGCAUUUUUAACAAGCGUAAACAAAAAGCAAAAGGAAAGACUGAAAAUACCAAAGGAUCGUUGCCCACUCUCGGAACCACAACCAAUCCGCCCCAAGGUGAUCCUGGAAAGAGAACGCCAAGAGGCUUUAGCAAAUCGCAUGACCUCAAUAUCGAUUGACCGCCCAAGAACAAGGCCACCAACGAACACUUUUACGUCGAGCAGGCAGUUGGUUCCCUCGAUUGGAUUCUCGUACCCUAAGGAUCCCAAGAGCCUCCAGCGAUCCGCCAAAACCACCGAGCUGACCAACACAAAGCGAAAGUUGGAUUUCCACACCGAUGUGGAAAAGGCAUCACUACGGCCGAAGCUGGAGAAGAUUGCAAAGGAAUGGCACACAAAAACAGAGUACCAGUUGCGUCAGUUUAUCUCGGAAUUAGUGAAUCACCUAGCGCACUUUAUGCCAUUGAAUGGCGUAAAGUUUUCGUAUCUUAGCAGGGGAAGCUAUGUGCAGCAGAUAAUGGAGGCAUUGCAGCACCUUCAGUAUUCCAAAAAGGUAAAUAAAACCUGGCUUCGAAUGCCAAACACUCAACAAGCUAUGGGCCAUCUGCUGGAAAUACUCUAUUUCCUGUUGGAUGCUGUUGAAAAAGGUGAGGGAAUGGCCAUGUUGCCCCCUGUUUCAAAAGAGCAGUCAACAUUAAAGGAAAGGCAAGCAACCAGCGAAAACUCUGAGCAAAAGAUUGAAUUUACCAAUAAUGAUAUAAUAGCGCUGCAUCAGCAGUUUGAUAAUCUAAAAAUACAGAAAGAAUCGAACAACAGCCAAGUAUAUCUGAAUGGAUUACUGGAUGCUCAGGAGGAGAAAUUACAUGAAUUGCAGAUAAAACGUCUGGUUAUAAUGCAGUUCUCAGAGCUUGUGAGUCUCGCCAAGAUAAAGUUAAAACGCUGCUGUGAUGGAAAUCAAGAAAACAUCAAUGCCUUUAAUCAGCAGAUAAGGGAUUUGACUGAAUCCCAUGUUUUUAAAAAUAGUCUCAACGCGUCUUCAUUACAGUUGCAUUUAAAUCCAAAUCCCACUCUGGAGGGGAUCGUCAAACGUAUGGAGCAACUACAGAGACUGUAUGAAGAGAAUUAUUUAAAUCUUCAGCAGUUAAAUAUGUAGUUGCUUCAAGGAAUCCUUUUGGCAACUUAGCUACCUACCUCAACGAUUCUCUCUUAAGGUUCUUGUUAAUUUAAGCAAAUAUUUGUGUACUACGUAAGUUACACACUGAGCCCACCAUCUAAGCUGCUGCUUUAGUAAUUCUUGCCUGAAUUUCAAAGAUUUAUUUAAUUGAAUUUAUCAACUGGAAGCUUCGGCAAUGUCCUGGCCUGGAUUUAAGUUAGUGUAAUUGACAUUUAAAUGAGUCAUCGGCAUGUUGGCUUCACUUACUGUAGGGAAAUAGCCGGAAAGUAAAGCUGCUUAGCUUCAGAUUUCAUAAAAAUAUUAAUUUUAAUUAAUGUGCUGUGCUACGUUUUAUUUAGGUUCUUUAAUUUGUAAUUAUAAUAUAAGCUAUGUCUUAGUAGUUAUGUAUAAUUUUUAUUUUUAAAUAUCGCUUUAAAGCAAUUUGAAUUGCGUAUUACCG